Messenger RNA from Mytilinidion resinicola, 843 nucleotides. Its product is annotated as NAD(P)-binding protein. The coding region runs from base 1 to 843 and encodes 280 amino acids. Gene Ontology annotation, molecular function: oxidoreductase activity. NCBI's taxonomy places the organism in Eukaryota, Fungi, Ascomycota, Dothideomycetes, Mytilinidiales, Mytilinidiaceae. The transcript has 3 exons. The record is from RefSeq and is a predicted model, not a curated record.
AUGGCACCAUCUCAACUCAGAGGGCAAGACCUCACCGGCAAAGUCGCCGUCAUAACCGGCGCCUCCCGCGGCAUCGGCCGCGCUACCGCCGUGAAUCUAGCAUCCAGAGGCUGCUCUAUCCUAGGCACAUGCUCGAGCCCGCAAACCAUCCACUUCAUCGACGUGCUCGAAAAUGAGAUCGCCUCGUGGUACAAAGCCGCCAACCAAUCGCAAAGCUCCAAGAUCAGAGGAAUCGCCGCCGACAUCUUCUCGCCCACGUGCGCGCAGACUAUCGCCGACGCGCUGAUCCAGCAUUUCGACGGUCACGUGGACAUCUUUGUUAACAACGCGUCCGAUUCUAGUGCGGGGACGCUGGGAGAGCUGACGGUUGAGGAGAUCCAGAAGAGUUUGGUGGGGAAUGUGCAGACGCCGGUGCUGAUCGUGGAUGAGCUGGUGAAGAGGAAGAUGUUUCGGCCCGAGAGUCGGAUCAUCUAUCUUUCCUCGAUUAGGUCGAGGCAGCCGUGGGGAGAGCAGUUGAUAUAUGCGGCUGGGAAGAGCGCGGGCGAAUCGCUGUGUAGGACGUGGAGUCAGGCGUUUGGGGGGAGGGAUGAGAAGUUUGCCUUCAUGGCUGGGACGACGGCGAAUGCUGUGACGGUCGGCUUGACGCAGACGGACUCGGUGAUGAUGUGCCCGCCUGAUACUUUGGAGGGCUUCAAGCAGGAGUUCAUGCCGCUGCAGAGUAUUCCCAGAUUUGGGCAGCUGGAAGAUGUGUCGGACGUGAUAGGGAUGCUAUGCAGCCGUGAUGCCCGAUGGAUCACGGGCUCGGUCAUUAGUGCCAGCGGAGGUGGCAUAAAGAUCGGUUGA